AGGGUCCAAGAAUCGGCAAAGCCCAAAGAGAGGCGAAAGGGAGCCCAGCGACCCCCGCUUCGCCCAAAGCAGCCGGAACAAUCUUUCCCCGAGAAUUUCUUGGCAGAGGCGGCGGCGGCGAACUCGCCGGGGAGAAGCGCAAGCGGGAGGAGAAGGAGGCCACUGGAGAUGCACCCACUUCAUCGGAUACCGCCAAAAGCGGCGGCUUUUCCCAGCACUCGAUGUGGAAGACGAGCCUAUGCUCCUCCUGCUUCCAUCUGAUUUCCCACCACUGGAUAGGUGGAUAGCUUACCUGUUUGACAUUGUCAUAAACAGUUGAAGGUUCACUGAAAUCAACCACCACUCCAGUUGCUCUCGACUGAAAGAACAUAAGUUUCCAUUAGCAAACUGUGCACCGUACAAGUGAGCAUAAGCAUUUUAUCGGACAAUGAAGAGGCCAGUACCUGUGCAAUUGAGCCGAGAACCAUUGUGAGAUCAUUGAGCACCGGAAUUUCCAAGGCUUCUUCCAUGCCAUUUAUCUAGAAGAACAAUGCCGGCAUUUAUAAACUCUAGGAGACAAAGAUCAAGCAGCUAUUGCAGCGGGGAGACGGUCUAAUUUCAAGGGAAAUGGUGCAUUCAGUGAAUGAUUUUGCCCUCAGAGCAAGUUACAGUGCUACUAGAGAAGAAGAUCCACAAGGUCAUAACCCACAGUACCUUGAUUGUGAUCUGAGAUGGCGGCAUCUGCGUUGAGCAGAAGACCUUUGCUGCUGCAUUUCUCCUGCCAAUCUUUCCGGAUGCUCUGGUAUGAACAGAGUGGCAUAAAGUAACCAUGCUUUUGUUCUGAAGACGGAGAUUACAGGAAAGCGAAGGUUCAGGAAUUGCAUUAGUCUGCAUUAAUCAGGCGUCCUGGAGCGAGCAUAUUGUGAUUCAUCAGUUCACAUGGAGAGAUGGUGAAUUGGUGACCAUCGCCGUGGUGUACUGAUGGUGUGGAUGAUGCUGAUCCAUGGUCCGAAACCCAAAUUAGCUCUCACUGAAAACGGCUGGCCGAGCCCAACAGCAACAAGGUGCCAAAACCCAAACAUUGGCACAGGCAUACGAGGCACUUGUCGGGGCAGCAGAGUGCAGACGCCAGAAGCGGCAGGUAGCCAGCAUUGUUCGGGCUCUUGUGCGUCUUGGCCAUCGCCGUCGUGGAGGGGAGGAAGAAGAGCAGAAGAGGUAAUGGCUUUCUUUUGACUCUAUAUAUUGUAUAUAUUCUGGACAAAGCUUUUGUUCUUACAUUGGCAUGUCAUCAAAUUUACGUAAACCUUUUGUGCCGUAGAAUCAAGCGCUGCUACGUUGCUUUACCCGACUUUGUAUUUAUUUCAUCUUCCAAGCCAAGUAUCCACUUUCUGCCUCUGCUUUUGUCACCUUUCGAUACGUCACGCUCGCAGCCUGCUUAUCUUAUUUGCAAGAAAGCAAAUUCGUUUCAAUUCUUUCAGAAGAAUAGACUUUAUUCGUGAAUUGCAAAAUAAGUUUUUUUUUCCUUCGGUAUUUCCCUUUCUUUUAUUCAUUACAUGAAAGAGACAUUGCACGCACACAUUGUAUAACACAGGCAACAUCACAUUGACACUUUCGUGAAUACAUUCUCUAAUAUAAACUCAAGAAGAUACAGAUCAGGGGCAGCUCCUAGCCACUAAAAUUUUAGAGAAAAUGCACCACCGAUUUAUUUAUGUGUAUUAUUGGUGGGAAUCAGGAUUUAAAUCUUGAUUGCUUCAUCACUAGUGUAACCCUUUUCCAUUUGGUUGUUUUCUUCGUUCUUGUUAGUGAACAGGAGGAUUUUUUUUUCUCAACUUAUUACUAUCUGGAGUACUCCUGUUUGUUCACGUUCGCAACAUAACCAGGAAGAAAUCAUAUCGGAAUGAUAAGGCUGCCGCUGUUAGCUGAACACAACUGAAACGUUUGCAGUGUUGCAUUCGGAUCAGAGGAGGAAAAAAAGCUGUACCUGCAUGCAGGACAGGAGGGGCAUAACAGUAAUUUGACACUAGGCAGGCGUGAUCUCGACAGGGACGUCUCGGUAAAUCCACCCAAACCGAAGAAGCCUUGGGCGCCUCGUCCAGUCAAGAGCCCAGAAAAACCCAUCGGGACUCACUGACACGUGGGCCCCACGGGACCGGCUCUCCUUUGGAUGGCCGGUGCGAUGCAACCACGCGCACUCGAGUGUGGCUCGAGCCCGACCUGAUCAGGAACCCGAUGCGCCGUUGCUGGGCUCGGUCGGAUUCGGGCUCGUGACUGCCGCUGCUCCUCAGUCACUGACAACACUGGGCCACCCAUUAUUGUGCUGCUACUGUAGCAGAAGUACGUGCGUUGCGUUUGCAUCGCGUCGCAUGUGCGCACGGUUUGCCACGACGCCCACUCGCGCCUUUUCUAGUGGUCGCGCAAAGUUUGUUGCUUACACUCUCUCUCACUGACGCGUGGGACCCACCAGGCUCAGCCCUAUUGUGGCGGUUACCGGCUUGGUUGAAUCGUUGCCUUGUCAAAAUGACAACGCGUCCAUGUGUUAAAGAAAGCACAUGAUCUUUUGAUUAAAACACAAUAAAGUACUUGCACUGUUACCAAAUCGCAAAUCUUACACCCCCCCCCCUCUUGCAAAGAUACGGCAAUUACCAGCUUGCUUUUGCUGUAAUCGCCAUGUGCCCAGUGACUACUAGUACCACGAGCCCUUUUUGUUUUUUCUUUUGCUCAUUGAUUGAUACUAGUGAGGAUGUUGGAAUUUUGCCUAGUACUGUAGGCGAGCAAUGGUGUCUGUAGUAUGCCUGUGCCCCUCCUGCUUGGGCAAGUACCCCUACUGCCAACAUGCAGUAGAUUUAUAAACCCAUCUAGUCCUUCGUGCCGGCCAUUCGUCUCAUUCCCCUCGAGUCCAAAACCCACUCUGUUUUUAACCUCAUCUGGCUGACGCAUUAAACCUUGGUCAAACUCAAAAAAGAUGCGAAAUCCAGCAAGAGGAGGGCACAUUUCUACCAACCCGUAAUCUCCACGGACGCCUCUGCCGCCUUGGUACGGCAAUUGAUGUGAGACGUCUCACCCGACCAAAAUCUGAACAAUUUAAAUCUCUUACUCCCUCCAUCCCAAAAUAAAGCCAUUUUUUAAGUUAGCACAUGUAUUAAAAAAAUAAGUGAGAAUAAUUAGAGUAAGUGUAUGAUUGGUUGAAAAGAGAAAGUAGGUGAAGAAGAAUGGUUGUGAUUGGUUGAGAGGAGGAGGUAGGUGAAGAAAUAGCUUCAUUCUGGAACAAAACACUGUGCUAGAAAUAACUACAUUUUGGAACGGAGGGAGUAGCUUAUAGCUUAGAGCUUAGCUAAGUGUGGUGCUCAUGGUUGCAAGUAUCUUUCCACGCUGCAAUGGCGAUGUGCUGCUACUCAUGCUUGUCCUAGGCUGCGUUCUUUCCCACCCUCAACAGUGUUCACGGAAAACGGAGCGAUCCAUUAGCACAUGAUUAAUUAAGUAUCUGCUAUUUUUUUUAAAAAAAUGGACUAAUAUGAUUUUUUUAAGUAACUUUCGUAUAGAAACUUUUUACAGAAAAAUGCACCGUUUAGUAGUUUGAAAAGCGUGCUAACGGAAAACGAGGAGAAUCUAAUCCUACUAGCCUGAAAAGAACGCAGCCCUAGUUGUUUUUGUGCCUUAAAAAAAACAGGAGGAUUCCUUCGUCUCCCUGCUCGUUUCUUCUCUAGUGUUUGUUCCCUUGUUUCUUUUCCAGUCUUGCUUUGCUUUGUUUUGUUUGUUUGCUUCCUCCUAUCAGAUGAGUCUAUGGAAGCAUCCGGCCGCGGCCGGAGACGGCGAGGUGGUGGAGACGGUGGUCGAGCUGCUCGCGCGCGUCCGGGGGAUGGUGCCUCCGGCGCUGGGCGCGGCCGGCGCGGCGGAGGGCUUCCCGGGGCGGUGGAAGGCGAUCGCCGCGAAGCUGGAGGGGCUCCCGGCGUGCCUGUCCGACCUAUCCAGCCACCCUUGCUUCGCCAAGAACGCGCUGUGCCGCGAGCUGCUGCAGUCGGUGGCCGCCACGCUCGCGGAGGCGGCGGAGCUCGCGGCGCGGUGCCGGGAGCCGCCGGCUGCCGGGAAGCUGCAGAUGCAGAGCGCCAUCGACGCGCUCGCCGGUAAGCUGGACCUCAACCUCCGGGACUGCGCGCUGCUUGUCAAGACCGGCGUGCUGUCCGAUGCCUUCACGCCGCCGCCUCCGACCGACGAGGCGACGUCGACGGCGACGGCGGCGCAGGCGGACGUGCGUGAGCUGCUUGCGAGGCUGCAGAUCGGGCACACCGAGGCGAAGAGCCUGGCGGUGGAUGGUCUUCUCGAGGCGCUCAACAAGGACGAGAAGAGCGUCCUCUCGGUGCUUGGUCGCGCCAAUGUCGCCGCUCUGGUGCAGCUGCUCACGGCGCCGGCGACCAAGGUGCGGGAGAAGGCCGCCACGGUGAUAUGCCAGCUUGCGGAGUCCGGCGGCUGCGAGGGGCUACUCGUGUCGGAGGGCGCGCUGCCGCCGCUCAUCCGGUUGGCCGAGUCCGGCAGCCUCCUCGGCCGUGAGAAGGCCGUCAUCACGCUGCAGCGCCUAUCCAUGUCAUCUGACACCGCCCGCGCCAUUGCCGGGCACGGUGGCGCACGCCCGCUCAUUGAGAUGUGCCAGACCGGGGACUCCAUCUCGCAGUCCGCGGCGGCCGGCGCGCUCAAGAACCUCUCGGCGGUGCCAGAAGUGCGGCAAGCAUUGGCCGACGAAGGAAUCGUCCGCGUCAUGGUCGGCCUACUGGAUUGCGGCACCGUGCUCGGCUCCAAGGAGCACGCCGCCGACUGCUUGCAGAACCUCACGUCGAGCAGCGACAGCUUCCGGCGCGCCGUCGUGUCGGACGGCGGGCUCCGCAGCCUGCUCGUGUACCUCGACGGCCCGCUGCCGCAGGAGUCCGCGGUGAGCGCGCUCCGGAACCUGGUGAGCGCGGUGUCCCCCGACAGCCUCGUGUCGCUCGGCGUGCUCCCGCGGCUGGCGCAUGUGCUCAGGGUCGGGUCAACCGGCGCGCAGCAGGCGGCGGCCGCGGCGAUCUGCAGGAUCUCCACCACCACGGACAUGAAGCGCGUCGUCGGCGAGCACGGCUGCGUGCCGCUGCUGGUGCGGAUGCUGGACGCCAAGUCGAACGGCGCGCGCGAGGUCGCGGCGCAGGCCAUGGCGAGCCUCGUGGGCUACCCUCCCAACGCCAGGGAGGUGAGGAGGGACGGCAAGAGCGUGCCAUGCCUGGUGCAGCUGCUCGACCCGAGCCCCGCGAACACGGCCAAGAAGUACGCCAUCGCGUGCCUCCUGUCGCUCGCCGCGGCCAAGAGGUGCAAGAAGCUGAUGAUCUCGCACGGCGCCAUUGGCUACCUCAAGAAGCUCUCCGACAUGGACGUCGCCGGCGCCAAGAAGCUUCUGGAGAGGCUGGAGCGCGGCAAGCUGCGCAGCCUCUUCAGUAGGGACUAAAGCAGCUGUAACUACAAAGCUUCACCACUUACACGUUACGUUGCCAAGUUUUUUUUUUUUUGUUGUAUAACCUGUAUAAAAGAUCACAUCUUGUUUUCACAGUCUAUGGAACACGGGGCUUGUGCAGUGCAAAUGCUCAUCUUGACUGAAUAUACUGAGGUGUAAUUUUCCCUAUAUUCUUUGUGAUGGAUACUACUCCUAUGUAGGAAAGCAAAUUAUACUAUCUGGUUAAACCGAAAUUAAUGGAUAACCGGUGUACUCAA
Molecule: messenger RNA, 5706 nt
Organism: Oryza sativa Japonica Group (Japanese rice)
Lineage: Eukaryota; Viridiplantae; Streptophyta; Magnoliopsida; Poales; Poaceae
Product: protein ARABIDILLO 2
Molecular function (GO): protein binding
Source: RefSeq, a predicted model, not a curated record